AAAAGAGCACCACCAUGUCAUCAUCAUUCUCAGACACACUCCAGUUUCGUUUCUCCAGCCCCGUCCACGAUGACUCCAUCCUGCAAAAGAUGAGCCUGCUGAGAGAGGACCGACGCUUCUGUGAUGUCACCCUCGUCCUCGGAUCAGGGUCGUUCCGCUUCCCGGGUCACCGGGUGGUCCUGGCGGCCUCCUCUGCCUUCCUCCGGGACCAGUUCCUGCUGCACGAGGGGAGCCGGGAGCUGCUUGUGACUGUGGUGCCCAGUGCGGAGGUGGGCCAUCGGCUGCUCCUGUCCUGUUACACAGGCCACCUGGAGGUCCCGCUGAGGGAGCUGGUCAGCUAUCUGACAGCAGCGAGCGCACUGCAGAUGAGCCACGUGGUGGAGAGGUGUGCCCAGGCCGUCUCUCAGUACCUGGACCCCACCCUUGCCCACCUGAAGCUGGAGAGGAGCCCAGAGACCGAGGGAACUCCUCUACCACCACCAGACAGCGUUAAACCCCAACCCAGCUCAGCAAGUCUGGACGAGGGAGAGAUGGAGGGGGAGACCCAGGAGGACCCAGAGGACAGGGACCACAGCCUGACCUCAGAAGACAUUCUGGACAGUGUCCCCAUGGUACACACUAAUAGCACGUACCCUUACAGCCCGUACCCUUACCCGACGGGCGCCCACAGACGCAAGCAGCGCCCGCCCACGCCAUGCAGAGAGUUUAGGAAGAGGACCUUCCCCCCCAGCAGGAAAGUUCUGACGGGGGCAGAGUUUUCAGGACGGGGACAGGAGAUGCUCCUCCAGAGACCCUACCUGUGCAGGAAGUGUGACCGACGGUUCCACCACCUGGACAGCUAUGUGGGACACCUAAAGGAGCACAGGCUCUACCCGUGUCUUCUCUGUGGGAAGAGCUUCAGCCAGAAAAGCAACCUGACCCGACACAUCAGGGUUCACACAGGGGUCAAGCCUUUCCAGUGCCCGCUUUGCCACAAGACCUUUUCCCAGAAGGCCACGCUGCAAGACCACCUUAACCUCCACACAGGGGACAAGCCACACAAGUGCAACUACUGCACCAUCCACUUCGCACACAAACCAGGCCUCCGGCGCCACCUCAAGGACAUCCAUGGCAAGAGCAGCCUUCAGAACAUGUUUGAGGAGGUGGUGUGAGCCUGGGAGCUGCUGGACUUCUGCAGCAAGAGACUUCUGAGUUAAGCAUACCAGUGCCUAAAUGAAAACUACAAAGAAUUUGGACAGCAAAAAAUUCAAACUACAGAGAAUUAGAACUACAAAGAAUUAAAACUACAGAGAAUUAGAACUACAAAGAAUUAGAACUACAAAGAAUUAGAACUACAAAGAAUUAAAACCACAGAGCAUUAGAACUACAAAUAUUUAAAACUACAUAUAAUUAGAACUAUAAAGAAUUAAAACUACAAACAAUUUGAACUACAAACAAUUUGAACUACAAACAAUUGAAACAAAAAAUUAUUAGAACUACCAAGACAAGGAGGAAACUAGUGUAAAUGUAUUGCACUCAAUGUGUAUAUAUGCCAGUAUAUAUUCAACUUGUCUGCCUCUUUAAUGAUGUAGCUAGAGUUUUAGCACAGACCCAUGUCUAAAUGAAAACUAUGUAGAAGAACAGGCCAGGAGGGAGAAGUAGACUAAACUAGAGUGGAUUGAAAAGAUAUUGAAAUGACCAACUGAAGAUGAUCUUCCACUAGUUUGCCUCUUUCCUAAUGUGAUGUUUUUGCACUUUAUUUUCUCCCCCCAUCCAGAUACUCUAAUGAGUGUUUUGAUGGACUAGCACAGGAACAUACAGAAUCAGUCAACAAACUGUAGCUACAUCACUGCUAUUUAUAUUUUUGUGCAUUAGAGUGUGUACCCACAAGUGUGUGUGUGUAUUGUGUGUGUGUGUGUGUGUGUGU
This is a messenger RNA of Oncorhynchus gorbuscha (pink salmon), 1906 nucleotides long. Its product is annotated as zinc finger and BTB domain-containing protein 26-like. NCBI's taxonomy places the organism in Eukaryota, Metazoa, Chordata, Actinopteri, Salmoniformes, Salmonidae. Gene Ontology annotation, cellular component: nucleus. The record is from RefSeq and is a predicted model, not a curated record. Gene Ontology annotation, molecular function: protein binding; DNA-binding transcription factor activity, RNA polymerase II-specific; RNA polymerase II cis-regulatory region sequence-specific DNA binding. Gene Ontology annotation, biological process: regulation of transcription by RNA polymerase II.